AAUUGUUCCUUACCACAUAUUCCAUAGCUUCCCCAUCACAUUUCAUCGCUGCAGAAUCAGGGUUAGGGUUUUCCCAGCCACCUGACUUAGAACACUGAGGCUAACCAUGGCGGCCCCAACCCAGUCCGUCCAAUGCUUCGGCCGGAAGAAGACCGCCGUUGCCGUCACACACUGCAAGCAGGGCCGUGGCCUGAUCAAAAUCAACGGUGUCCCGAUCGAGCUGGUCCAGCCCGAAAUCCUUCGUUACAAGGCAUUCGAGCCGAUCCUCCUACUCGGUCGCACCCGCUUCGGCGAAGUUGACAUGCGCAUCCGCGUUAAGGGCGGUGGUCACACCUCUCAGAUCUACGCCAUCCGUCAGUCAAUCGCCAAAGCACUCGUUGCCUACUUCCAGAAGUACGUGGAUGAACAGAGCAAGAAGGAGAUCAAGGACAUUCUGGUGAGGUACGACCGGACUCUGCUUGUUGCUGAUCCCCGACGCUGUGAGCCCAAAAAGUUCGGUGGUCGUGGUGCUCGUGCUAGGUUCCAGAAGUCCUACCGUUGAAGGCUUGGACAUUACCAAUGCUACGGUUUACAUUUACUAUCGAUUUACUAUGCUUUUCAGGUCCUGAUAGUUUGAGACUUUUUUGUGUGACAUUAAAAUGUUUUGAAUAUUAAGUUGGUUUUGGAUAAUUAAAUGCACUGGUCUUUUAGAAUUAAUUCAAUGUUUUGAUGCGGGAGUUCAUAGUCGAUUAUGAAUGCACUGGUCUUGUUUGUCAUGUUCUCGUUUUCAGUUAAUCUUUUUCUGUUUUGGCUUCUCUUUUGUUUGGUAUAAAGGGCCGGAGUAACCCCCCUCCACACAUAGUUUCUGGUUGAUAAAAAUUUAAGCUGGCCUUUUGUG
This is a messenger RNA of Ilex paraguariensis (yerba mate), 877 nucleotides long. NCBI's taxonomy places the organism in Eukaryota, Viridiplantae, Streptophyta, Magnoliopsida, Aquifoliales, Aquifoliaceae. The record is from the annotation of a GenBank genome assembly.